Molecule: messenger RNA, 1876 nt
Organism: Onychomys torridus (southern grasshopper mouse)
Lineage: Eukaryota; Metazoa; Chordata; Mammalia; Rodentia; Cricetidae
Gene: Pkd2l2
Product: polycystin 2 like 2, transient receptor potential cation channel
Exons: 14
Coding region: 7-1875 (622 amino acids)
Biological process (GO): detection of mechanical stimulus
Cellular component (GO): membrane
Molecular function (GO): calcium channel activity; calcium ion binding
Source: RefSeq, a predicted model, not a curated record
UCCACGAUGGCCGAUUCGACUUGGUGGUACCGAGGAGGGACUUCCAAACAUGACCUGCAUUACAGAAGGGAAGCCGAAGUUAACACCACACUUGAGGAGUUGUUACUCUACUUUGUUUUUCUAAUAACGCUAUGUAUAUUGACCUUUGGGAUGGUCAACCCACACAUGUACUACUUAAACAAAGUGAUGUCAUCUCUGUUUGUGGACACAUCCCUUCCAGGUGAUGAAAGAAGCAGCUUUAGGUCCAUUCGAAGCAUCACUGAUUUUUGGAAGUUCAUGGAAGGACCCCUGCUGGAAGGCUUGUACUGGGACUCAUGGUACAACAACCAGCAGCUGUACAAUUUGAAGAACAGCAGCCGCAUCUACUACGAGAACGUUCUUCUCGGAGUCCCCAGAGUGCGGCAGCUGAGAGUCCGCAACAACACCUGCAAGGUCUCGGUGUUCCAGUCGCUGAUGAGCGACUGUUAUAGCAAAUACACCGCUGACAAUGAGGACGUCUCCGAUUUUGGCCUCCAACGUGACACAGAAUGGAAGUACUCGCCUUCUCCUGCCAACGCCCCAUGGCACUGGGGAUUUGUCGGUGUGUACCGAGAUGGAGGGUACAUAUUCACAUUAUCAAAAUCAAAAUCUGAAGCCAGAACCAAACUCGCUGACCUUCGAGUCAACAGCUGGAUCACAAGAGGCACCAGGGUGGUUUUCAUUGAUUUUUCCUUAUACAAUGCUAACGUCAACCUGUUUUGCGUCAUCAGGCUGGUGGCGGAGUUCCCUGCGACAGGCGGGCUCCUUACCUCAUGGCAGCUCUACUCGGUGAAGCUCCUGAGAUACGUUACCCACUACGAUUACUUCAUUGCCUCCUGUGAAAUCGUAUUUUGUAUUUUUCUUUUUGUCUUCAUAACACAAGAACUGAGAAAGCUCAAUGAGUUUAAGUCUGCCUAUUUCAAAAGUAUUUGGAACUGGCUAGAACUGCUGAUUUUGGUGCUGUGUUUCCUGGCUGUCUCUUUCUAUGCAUACUGUAACAUGCAGAAUUUCCUCUUACUUGGACGGCUGCUGGAAAACACUGAAAGUUACCCAGACUUCUAUUUCCUCGCAUACUGGCACAUUUACUAUAACGAUAUCAUUGCUAUUACUAUCUUUUUUGCAUGGAUAAAGAUAUUAAAAUUCAUAAGCUUCAAUGAGACCAUGUCUCAGCUGUCAUCAACCUUGUCCCGCUGCAUGAAGGACAUAGUGGGGUUCGCCAUCAUGUUCUUUAUUAUAUUCUCCGCAUAUGCCCAGCUGGGGUUCCUGGUUUUUGGGUCACAGGUUGAUGACUUUUCCACUUUUCAAAAUUCCAUAUUUGCACAGUUUCGGAUUGUCCUCGGAGACUUCAACUUCGCUGGGAUCCAGCAGGCCAACUGGAUCUUGGGGCCCAUUUACUUCAUUACCUUCAUCUUCUUUGUGUUCUUCGUGCUGCUGAACAUGUUCCUGGCCAUAAUUAAUGACACCUAUUCUGAAGUGAAGGCUGACUAUUCAAUAGGAAGAAGACCCGAUUUUGAACUUGGUAAAAUAAUUAAGAAGAGUUAUCUUAAUGUUCUCGAGAAACUCCGACUGAAGAAAGCCCAAGAGAGUGAAGACAAGAAAAUGAGAACCACCGGAGAUUUGGCCCAUCAAGCCAGAAAAGAAGGCUUUAGUGAAACCGAGAUCCAAGGGGCAGAGCAGAUGAAAGCAUGGAAGGAGAGGCUUGAGAAAAAGUAUUAUUCUACAGAAAUUCAAGAUGACUACCAGCCUGUCACUCAGCAAGAAUUUCGAGAACUCUUUUUAUAUGCUGUGGAGCUGGAGAAGGAAUUGCACUACAUCAGCUCAAAACUCAACCAAGUGAUGAGAAAGCUGCACCAGUGAU